AUCAGUGCGCGCGCUGCUCUCGCCUUCCGGAUUUGCAUCCGUUAUUAUCCCGUCAGUUUAAGUUCGCUCGAGCUCAGAAUCAGAUACACACAUCGUUCGCAACGAUCGAUCACGCGUUCCGGUUGCGGUGUAAUGCCAAACGCGCCGCGCGCGCUCCUCCUCCACGGACGAAAACCACACGGAGGAGCGAUUCGAGAUCACGAUUCUGCAGUGCUGGAAUCGCCAGUUUGGGUAUUUUGGGCAUUUCUCAGCGGCAUCUGAAAAGGAAAGCAAAUCAUGACGGCCACUAAAGAGCAGCAAAGCCAGAGACCGAAUCCGCAGGACGAGGAUCUGGGUGGCAUGAGUCCACCUCAGAGGAACUGGAAGGGGAUUGCGAUCGCUCUGCUGGUCAUUCUGGUGGUGUGUUCUCUCAUCACCAUGUCUGUGAUCCUCCUCACUCCAGUGGACACACUACCGGGCAGUGACACCAAGCUGGCGGUGGAGGAUCUUUUCAGUGCAGAUUUCAGUGUUCAUGACCCUGAAGCUCUUUGGAUCAACGAAUCUGAGGUUAUCUACAGGAACCACAAUGGACAUGUGAUCAGGUUUAACAUCCUCACGAACGAGACUGAGAUCGUGCUGAAGAACGUCACAUUUGACACUUUUAAAGCCACCAAAUACUCUUUAAGCCCGGACAUGAAGUAUAUGCUUUUCGCCUACAAUGUUAAACAGGUUUACCGGCACUCAUUCACGGCGUCCUACAUCAUAUACAACAUUCACACCAGGGAGGUUUUGCAGCUGGAUCCUCCAGAGGUGUUGAACUCUAAACUGCAGCAUGCAGAGUGGGGCAUUCAGGGCCAGCAGCUGGUGUACAUAUUUGAGAAUAAUAUUUACUAUCAGUCGGACGUCAGGAGUAACUCGCUGAGAUUGACCUCAUCUGGGAAGGAGGGCAUCAUCUAUAACGGCAUUGCUGAUUGGCUCUAUGAAGAGGAGGUCCUGCACACGCAUGUGGCGCACUGGUGGUCACCUGACGGCGAGCGCCUGGCGUUUCUGGUCCUGAAUGACAGUCUGGUGCCGAACAUGGUGUUGCCCUCUUUCACUGGCUCUACGUACCCGAAAGGCAAACAGUACCCGUAUCCGAAGGCUGGGCAACCCAAUCCAAUGGUCAAACUAUUUGUAGUCAACCUGUACGGACCGACACACACGCUAGAACUCACACCACCAGAUGAACUCAAGCUCAGGGAACACUAUGUGGUGAUGGUGAAGUGGAUCAGUAAGACCAAGACAGCAGUGCGCUGGUUAAACCGGCCGCAGAACGUCUCGAUUCUGACGGUCUGUGACUCUACUACUGGAGCCUGCAUCAAGAGGCAUGAGGAAACAUCAGAAGUUUGGCUCUCGAAACAGAACCAGGAACCGUUCUUCUCACGGGACGGCAGCCGCUUCUUCCUGACGGUCCCGGUGAAGCAGGGAGGACGUGGAGACUUUCACCACAUCGCCAUGUUCACCUCUCAGGUGCGGGCAGAUCAGAAUGAGGUGCGUCAUCUUACGUCAGGCAACUGGGAGGUGACGCAGAUUCUGGCUUACGAUGAGAACGCACAGACCAUAUAUUUCCUGAGCACCGAGGGCUCCCCGACCCGCCGGCAGCUCUUCAGUGUGUCCACAGUGGACCUGUUUUCGCGGCGAUGUCUGACCUGUGAGCUGAAUAAAGCUCACUGCACGUUCUUCAGUGCCAUUUUUAGCCCAACCAACCAACACGUCCUUCUGCACUGCAAAGGUCCAGGAGCGCCGACAGCGAUCAUACACUCUCUCAACACUGCCAGUUAUUACAUCCUGGAGAAUAACUCAGUGCUCAAAGCUGCUCUCAGAUACAAGCGGAUCCAGCUGUUUGAGUUCAGGAGCAUCCAGACGGACCACUUCGAGUUGCCGCUGAAGAUCUCCUAUCCACCCGACUUCUCUGAGUCCCGCAGUUACGCUCUUCUGCUGAUAAUUGAUGCUGCCCCCGGUGGUCAGCAGGUGAAUGAGCAGUACGCAGUGGACUGGGACUCUGUGCUGGUCAGCUCGGACAAUGUCAUCGUAGCUCGUCUGGAUGGCCGGGGAAGCGGUUUCCAGGGGCAGAAGGUUUUGCAGGACGUGCACAAGCGUCUGGGAGCCGUUGAACUGCAGGAUCAGCUGGCCGCUGUUGAGUACCUGCUGAAAUUUUCGUACAUUGAUCGAACCAGAAUCGGUGUGUUUGGUCGGGAUUAUGGAGGAUAUAUCGCACUUCUUCUGAUCAAAUCCACCGAGAACUUGUUUAAAUGUGCAGUGGCCAUGUCGCCUGUGACAGAUUGGAAUUUGUAUGCCUCGGCCUUCUCUGAGCGCUAUCUGGGACUUCCUCUUCAGGACGACAGCAGAUAUCAGUUCUCCAGUGUGCUGCAGAAUCCACAGGGUUUCCGAGACCAAACGCUGAUGCUGCUGCACGCGACUGCUGACGCGAACAUUCAUUUCCAGCACACAGCCGAGCUCAUAAAGAACCUGGUGAAGGUGGGAGCGAAUUACACACUGCAGAUUUAUCCAGACGAGGGGCAUUUUCUGUCUAAGAGCAGCGAGAGACACGUGGCCUCGACACUGACCAGCUACUUCAGAUCCUGCAUGCAGGACGAUGGGCUUCCCAUCAGUGAGGAGGAGGAGGAAGAGGAAGAGUAGAGUGAAGAUGA
Rhinichthys klamathensis goyatoka is the source of this 2669-nucleotide messenger RNA. RefSeq names its product inactive dipeptidyl peptidase 10-like. Gene Ontology annotation, molecular function: dipeptidyl-peptidase activity; serine-type peptidase activity. The transcript is spliced from 26 exons. Lineage: Eukaryota; Metazoa; Chordata; Actinopteri; Cypriniformes; Leuciscidae. The coding region runs from base 277 to 2658 and encodes 793 amino acids. Gene Ontology annotation, biological process: proteolysis. The record is from RefSeq and is a predicted model, not a curated record.